Tetrahymena thermophila SB210 is the source of this 279-nucleotide messenger RNA. RefSeq names its product cyclic nucleotide-binding domain protein. The record is from RefSeq and is a predicted model, not a curated record. The transcript has 2 exons. Lineage: Eukaryota; Ciliophora; Oligohymenophorea; Hymenostomatida; Tetrahymenidae.
AUGCAAAGAAAUAGGAAUAUUGAAUCUGAAUAAAGUUUAUAAGUUAAAUUAACUGGAUCGAAUCGAAGGUCCUACCUUGAUGUGGCAUUAAAGGUAGAAUCUACUGUACUUAGCUUAGAAUAUGAAGAUUAGGCAUCUUAAAUUCCUAAAUCUACUCUAGUCAACAUAAAAAAAAGACAAAUUCUAAAUAAAUCACAAAAUAAGCACUCUAUAUGUGAUUAAUUGUCAGAGAAAUUCUAUUUAAAAUUUACUUUAGAUAAGAUACCGAUUAAAUAUUGA